Molecule: messenger RNA, 2383 nt
Organism: Hevea brasiliensis (rubber tree)
Lineage: Eukaryota; Viridiplantae; Streptophyta; Magnoliopsida; Malpighiales; Euphorbiaceae
Product: mitochondrial Rho GTPase 1
Exons: 15
Coding region: 232-2187 (651 amino acids)
Biological process (GO): small GTPase-mediated signal transduction; regulation of mitochondrion organization; mitochondrion organization
Cellular component (GO): mitochondrial outer membrane
Molecular function (GO): GTPase activity; calcium ion binding; GTP binding
Source: RefSeq, a predicted model, not a curated record
AUUAGAUUUAAUAUUGUAUUUUAUUUUUUUAAACAAUAAAAGGUAGAAAGAAAAAAAAAAUCCUUCUGUACAGUUGCAUUUUUAACUUUCUCCUGAACCUUCAUAGCUGCUUAGAUUCUUCUCCUUCAAGACUUCAUAGCCACCCCGACCACUAACCCCAAAAACUAGGGUUUCUGGUGGCCUCUCUAAAUCCUUAUCACCACUAUAUCUACAAGUGUUUUAGUUAUAUAAAUGACGAAAGCUGCAGCUGGAACCACUAACCCUGGCGGUAAGAAUGGAGUCCGUAUCGUGGUGGCUGGAGACCGGGGCACUGGAAAGUCGAGCUUGAUAGUCACCGCUGCUGCUGACACUUUUCCGGCCAAUGUCCCGCCGGUUCUGCCGCCCACUAGGCUGCCUGAGGAUUUCUACCCUGAUCGGGUACCCGUUACUAUCAUCGAUACUUCCUCUAGAGUUGAGGAUUCUGGUAAAGUAGCUGAAGAACUAAAGCGAGCUGAUGCAGUUGUUCUUACUUAUGCAUGUGACAAGCCAGAGACUCUUGAUCGAUUGAGUACCUUCUGGCUUCCAGAGCUUCGCCGUUUGGAGGUGAAGGUGCCAGUCAUAGUGGUGGGUUGCAAGCUGGAUUUAAGGGAUGAGAGCCAGCAGGUGAGCUUGGAGCAAGUGAUGUCACCAAUAAUGCAACAGUUUCGGGAAAUUGAGACUUGCAUCGAGUGUUCAGCAUUUAAACAUAUUCAGAUCCCUGAGGUUUUCUACUAUGCCCAAAAAGCAGUGCUUCACCCAACUGGUCCACUAUUCGAUCAGGAAUCACAAACUUUGAAGCCUAGGUGUGUGAGAGCCUUGAAGCGUAUUUUUAUUCUCUGUGAUCAUGACAGGGAUGGUGCCCUCAGUGAUGCAGAAUUAAAUGAUUUUCAGGUCAAAUGCUUCAAUGCUCCAUUACAACCUUCCGAAAUCAUAGGUGUUAAGAGGGUUGUGGAAGAAAAGUUACCUGGUGGAGGAGCCACUGAUAGAGGAGUCAAUGAACGAGGUCUUACUCUCACAGGAUUCCUGUUUCUCCAUGCACUUUUUAUAGAAAAAGGACGUCUUGAGACAACUUGGACUGUCCUCAGAAAAUUCGGAUAUAACAAUGAUAUCAAACUUGCUGAUGAGCUAAUUCCAACAUUCAAACGAGCUCCUGAUCAGAGUGUGGAGCUUACAAAUGAAACUAUCGAGUUUUUGAAGGUUAUCUACGAGUUGUUCGAUAGUGAUUACGAUAAUAACCUGCGACCUGUAGAACUUGAGGACAUCUUUUCUACUGCACCAGAAAGCCCCUGGGAUGAAGCUCCAUACAAGGAUGCUGCAGAGAAAACCGCAUUGGGUGGACUAUCAGUUAAUGCAUUUUUGUCAGAGUGGGCCCUUAUGACACUUCUAGAUCCUUCUCGUGCUGUGGAGAAUUUGAUCUACAUUGGAUAUCCUGGUGAUCCUUCUGCUGCUGUCCGUAUAACAAGGAGACGGCGUCUAGAUCGCAAGAAACAACAAACAGAAAGAAAUGUUUUCCAAUGUUUUGUCCUUGGACCCAAGAAUGCUGGGAAGUCUGCGUUAUUGAAUUCUUUUGUUGGAAGGCCAUUUGCUGAUGAUUCUUUGACUACCGAGGAGGGUUAUGCAGUGAAUGUUGUUGAUCUACCUGGGGGAAUUAAGAAAACCCUUAUUUUGAAAGAAAUUCCUGAGGAAGGAGUUAAGAAACUGCUGUCCGAUAAGGAGUCUCUGGCAUCAUGUGACAUAGCAGUGUUUGUUCAUGACAGCUCUGAUGAGUCCUCAUGGAGGAGAGCUACUGAAUUGCUUGUUGAAGUUGCUGGUCAUGGUGAGGAUACUGGCUAUGAGGUGCCUUGCCUAAUUGUUGCAGCUAAAGAUGAUCUAAAUUCUUUUCCAAUGGCAAUACAAGAAUCUACAAGGGUUAGUCAGGAUAUGGGAAUUGAGGCUCCUAUUCCCAUCAGUUCCAAAAUGGGUGAUACCAAUAGUGUCUUCCGCAGGAUUGUUAAUGCAGCUGAACAUCCUCAUUUGAGUAUUCCUGAAACAGAAGCAGGGAGAAGUCGCAAGCAAUACAAUCGACUCAUCAAUCGUUCUCUUAUGUUUGUUUCAGUUGGAGCUGCAGUGGCCAUCGUCGGGCUGGCUGCAUACCGUGUCUAUGCUGCAAGGAAAAGUACAUCUGGCUGAAGGAUGGAAAUUUACCCAUUGGCAAGAGAAUUUGCAUUUAUCCUGAUGCCCAUUAGUUUGUAAACUUGAAAAUUUUUUGACAUCAGGAUUUUAACAGUUUGAAUGGGAGAGUUUCACCAGUUGAAUGUACUGCAGAAAUAUGUACCAUGAAAUUAGUUAUUUUGCAGGUCUUGUGCAAUGAUAAAAAUUUUUGCUA